Molecule: messenger RNA, 1428 nt
Organism: Danaus plexippus (monarch butterfly)
Lineage: Eukaryota; Metazoa; Arthropoda; Insecta; Lepidoptera; Nymphalidae
Product: ADP,ATP carrier protein-like
Exons: 4
Coding region: 166-1095 (309 amino acids)
Biological process (GO): mitochondrial ATP transmembrane transport; mitochondrial ADP transmembrane transport
Cellular component (GO): mitochondrial inner membrane
Molecular function (GO): ATP:ADP antiporter activity
Source: RefSeq, a predicted model, not a curated record
UUGUGUUCUUGUAAUUGUAUGUCAAGAAUUAAUGUCGCGUAACAAUCUAGCUAAAUUAAUUUAUUGUGUCAUUUUGCAAGAAUAAAAUUAUUUUUAGCGUAUAGUUAUUGUUGUUGUGAUGAACUCUGCUAGCAGUUGAGUAUUAACAAUAGUUACUGCUGAAUUAUGUCUAAAAAGAAGGAAGAAAAAGAUGAAGGCGGCAAGAGUGUUGACCCUUCUGCAUUUUUAAAGGACUUUGCCGCUGGCGGAAUAUCCGCUGCAGUGUCAAAAACAGCUAUGGCGCCUAUGGAAAGAGUGAAGCUCAUUUUGCAAGUUCAGCAUGUAUCAAAACAAAUAUCUGAAGAUAAACGGUACAAAGGCAUUAUAGAUGCGUUUAUACGAAUACCGAAGGAACAAGGUCUGGGAUCGUUGUGGAGAGGGAAUCUAGCUAACGUAAUCCGUUAUUUUCCAACACAGGCAUUAAAUUUUGCUUUUAAGGAUGUAUACAAAAAAAUUUUCCUAGAGGGCGUUGAUAAAAACGUCCGUUUUUGGCGGUACUUUGCUGGUAAUUUAGCAUCUGGUGGUGCAGCCGGAGCAACUUCACUGUGCUUUGUGUAUCCUUUGGAUUAUGCUAGAACCAGAUUAGCUGCAGAUGUCGGAAAAGGUAAAGCAAAGGAAUUCAACGGUCUCAUUGAUUGCUUGACGAAGACUAUUAAAUCUGAUGGGCCCUUGGGAUGGUAUCGAGGUUUCGUUGUCUCUGUGCAGGGUAUAAUAAUUUAUCGCGCAACGUAUUUCGGACUCUAUGAUACAGCGCGUGGUAUGCUUCCGGAUCCAAAAAAUACAUCUUUGUUCUUUACUUGGCUAAUUGCUCAGACGGUAACAACGAUCGCGGGAAUCACGUCAUAUCCACUAGAUACAGUGAGGCGGCGAAUGAUGAUGCAGUCCGGACGACCGGUGCAUGAACGACAGUACAAGAGCACAGUUCAUUGCUGGGCCACCAUACUCAAGACGGAGGGCCCUGGGGCAUUUUUUAAAGGUGCCUUUUCAAAUGUUCUUCGAGGUACUGGUGGAGCAUUUGUAUUGGUACUCUAUGAUGAAAUUAAAAAAUUGCUCUAACUGUUAUCGGACAGUGAUUGUAUAUUUACAUAUAUUAUAUCCGAUCUGUUAUGUUGAUUUGGAUAUUAGUCAAAUUCAGCACUUGUGAAAUGCUGAAUUUAAUUAAAUUAUUUUUUUAAAUUUAUCUAACUUGUAUAUCGGGCCCCUCUAUACAUGGAUUUUAUAAUAUCAAAUUUUACCAGGUAUAACAGUAUCGUAUCGUAUUAUUCUAUGAAUCUUUUAUUUCCUUAACUCGGAGGAUAAAAGCUUUUAAUACCGUAAUGUUUUGCUUAAUUUAUUUGUAUUUGCAUGUUAUUGUCAUCUUUCUGAAUUGAAUAAAAGUUUAACCUAGUA